AACGUGUACGAUGGUCUGCAGCCUGACGAAUUCACGAGUGUUCUCGUCCCGUGUUUGCCCCGUGGUGGAAUAACCGUCUGUAGGGCCCAGACGCCGAUAUGGUUUGACGAGCCGGGGUACGAGGAUUUCCUCGACAGCAUGACCAGGUCGGAGGAGGCAGCGGACGGCGUGGUGGUCAACACUUUCGAGGAAUUGGAACCCGAAUACUUAGAAUCAUACGAACGGGCGAUAGGGAAAAGGGUGUGGUCCGUCGGGCCGCUCUCCCUCCACGACAAGGACACCGAUGAACACGGGGCCGAAUCGAACAGGCCGUUCGUUUGGGUGAUCAAGGAGUGCGAGAGGUGCCCGGAGGUCGAUGCUUGGAUGUCGAGCGGGUUCGGGGAGAGGACGAGGGGGAGGGGGCUUGUAAUUACCGGAUGGGCGCCUCAGGUGGUCGUUCUGUCCCAUCCUUCGGUCGGAGGGUUCAUAACGCACUGCGGAUGGAACUCGAUACUAGAAGCGAUUUCGGGCGGAGUGCCGAUGAUAACGCUCCCUCAUUUCGGCGACCAGUUCCUCAACGAGAAGUUCGUAGUGGAGAUCCUCAAGAUCGGUGUUUCUCUGGGGGUUAAGGAGCCGAGUCCCGUCACAGGAAAAGGUAUCAUGAGGGUUACUAGAGACCAGAUCCAGAGUGCGGUCCGUAGUUUGAUGGAUGCGGGUAAAGAGGGCGAGGAGCGGAGAGCGAAAGCGCGGGAGUGUGGGGAAAUGGCUAGGAAAGCCAUGGAGGAAGGAGGAUCAUCUUAUGGGAAUGUGACACGUUUGAUCCAAUUUGCCACGGGAAACGCAAAAAGAUGAGGGUGUUAAAGGGGUUUAGUAAACCCCAGUUCCUUAUUCAUAUAUGCUCCAAAUUAAUUUGAGAACGCCUUAGUUCGCGUGCUUUUAUGUAGACAU
Asparagus officinalis (garden asparagus) is the source of this 927-nucleotide messenger RNA. Its product is annotated as UDP-glycosyltransferase 73C3-like. The transcript is spliced from 2 exons. NCBI's taxonomy places the organism in Eukaryota, Viridiplantae, Streptophyta, Magnoliopsida, Asparagales, Asparagaceae. The coding region runs from base 139 to 831 and encodes 230 amino acids. Gene Ontology annotation, molecular function: UDP-glycosyltransferase activity. The record is from RefSeq and is a predicted model, not a curated record.